AUAAAUACGUUCCCCUGCCCACAAAGCAAAUCACCCCAUUCAUUGGCUGAUUUUUCUUGGUUGGCAUAUGUCUCAAAGGCCUAACGUUCCCCACUCUUCUUCAAUAGCUUUUGGUCUCCAUUCUCAUCUCCUGGUUUCCAGUGAGAUGAACCCUAAUUCCAACUGGUCUUAAUAGUUUCAUCUCUUUCUUUUUCUUCUAUUGAUUUUUUGUUUUAAUUUCUUUUAUUGCCUUUCUGAAAAAAAGUAAUUGCCUUGUUGAUUUGCAAGCAAAUUUUGGUAAAGUUCUUAAAUAUUUGAGUUUAGAUCUUCUUUGAGAGUGCCGCUAUGGGAGUGAAGGGCUUUGUUGAAGGAGGCAUAGCCUCAAUCGUGGCCGGGUGUUCGACCCACCCGCUUGAUUUGAUCAAAGUCCGAAUGCAGCUCCAGGGUGAAAGCCAUGUUCCCAAUCCGGCUGUUCAAACACUCCGCCCUGCUUUAGCCUUUCAGACAACCACUACUACCACCUCCUCUGCUAUCCACAUGCCUCCUCCGCCGGUGCGUGUUGGACCUGUGGCCACCGGGAUCAAGAUCUUCCGGACCGAAGGCGUCGCUGCUCUUUUUUCUGGCGUCUCUGCUACCGUCCUCCGCCAGACCCUCUAUUCCACCACCCGCAUGGGACUCUACGACAUCCUAAAACAGAAGUGGACUGAUAAAGAGACCAAAACAAUGCCUCUCUCGCGGAAAAUCACCGCCGGGCUAAUCGCCGGGGGGAUCGGCGCUGCCGUUGGGAACCCAGCCGACGUGGCGAUGGUGCGAAUGCAAGCUGACGGACGCCUCCCCGUAUCUCAACGUCGUAACUAUACCAGCGUUGUCGACGCCAUCACUCGCAUGACCAAACAAGAAGGCGUCACCUCCUUGUGGCGCGGCUCAUCGCUGACGGUGAAUCGUGCGAUGUUGGUGACGGCAUCGCAGCUUGCCUCCUACGAUCAGAUCAAAGAGAUGAUUUUGGAAAACGGGCUGAUGAAAGAUGGGCUGGGGACACACGUGGCAGCGAGCUUUUCAGCCGGGUUUGUUGCGGCAGUGGCGUCGAAUCCCGUUGAUGUGAUAAAAACAAGGGUGAUGAACAUGAAGGUGGAGGCAGGGCAAAAGCCGCCGUACGCCGGCGCUUUGGAUUGUGCUAUCAAGACGGUGAAGGCGGAAGGGCCGAUGGCUUUGUAUAAAGGGUUUAUACCCACAAUCUCGAGACAGGGACCAUUUACGGUGGUGCUGUUUGUGACGCUGGAACAGGUCCGGAAGUUGCUUAAGGACUUUUAAGGCAUUGAUAACAAAGACGAUGACGAAAAUGAAUGUUUAAGUUACUUAAUUGUUUUCCAGUUUUAUGUUGUUCUACAUGUUAAACGCGAUGUGUGAUUCUUGUUCUAAUAAUGAUAUCAAUAGAUGAGAUAUUUGCUCUAAAA
Messenger RNA from Gossypium raimondii (Peruvian cotton), 1433 nucleotides. RefSeq names its product mitochondrial uncoupling protein 5. Gene Ontology annotation, biological process: phosphate ion transmembrane transport; thiosulfate transport; succinate transmembrane transport. Gene Ontology annotation, molecular function: sulfate transmembrane transporter activity; oxaloacetate transmembrane transporter activity; succinate transmembrane transporter activity. NCBI's taxonomy places the organism in Eukaryota, Viridiplantae, Streptophyta, Magnoliopsida, Malvales, Malvaceae. The transcript has a single exon. The coding region runs from base 325 to 1290 and encodes 321 amino acids. Gene Ontology annotation, cellular component: mitochondrial membrane. The record is from RefSeq and is a predicted model, not a curated record.